AGGCACCACCCCUCCCCGUGGAUAUUUAGCUUGCGAAUACCCGCAAGCAAUAGCAAAGUAGCAACAGUAUUGCUUGAAUCGUGGACCCGUUAUCGUGAUCCAUUUUGUGGAGACGAGAUCGCGUAGGAAUAACUUACUUGUUAUAAGGAUUAUUUCACUUAAGCUUAACACUUACGUUGAUGAAGCAAGAGGAACAAGCCAUGUCUUCCCCUCGUCAUUCUGACCGUAGAAGUCCACCGCCUCCCCCGCCACCAGAGGAGCCAAAUGGCCACGAGCGGAGGAGGGACCGCUCUCCACGGAGGAGUAAGUGGGAUACCGAAGAUAACGAAGAUGGAGGUGCGAAGCCGGGUGGUGGCUUACUCAGUAGUGUGGCGGUGCCUAAGAUGAACAACUCAAUGUUCAGGGAUAUGCUGAAUGACCCAAGCUUAUAUGGGAACCCGACGUCUUCGUCAAAUGGAGGAGACAGAGACCACAGGGACUAUGAUAGAGACUACGAUAGGGAUAGAGGUAGACGACGAGACGACCACAAAUAUAGCCAAGGCCAGGGAUAUGGUCGGGACGUGUCGAGAUUGACAGGGAACAGUGCUGCCAGUAGUAGUACUGCGCCAUCGAGUAGGUCGGCACGGCCAAAUGAUCCGAAUAUCAAUCCAUUGACGAACACGCCCUACUCGAAGAAAUAUUUCGGUAUUGCUUACGGUGAUUUUGCUUGAGCCUGAUCCUAUGUGUAUAAUGAUGUAGUUCUUGUUUGCUAUUUCUUACAUCUGUGAUAAAGGUCUGUAGGUAAAGACGAAGACCGGAAAGGUGUUGAUGAUGUUGAUCUGCAUACGGGUAUCCUAUUCACGACGUUCCAAACCAUUUAUUCUCGGCUCACCACAGAAAUCCUCGAGAAGCGUCAGACACUGCCUUGUGCCGCAGCACGAAAAGACUUUUUAAAGUUGGUGAAGAAAAAUCAAGUUACUGUGCUAGUAGGUGAGACGGGGUCCGGUAAAACGACUCAGAUGCCACAGUUCAUCCUUGAUGCCGGUUAUGCUUCCUUCGGCAAGGCCGUAGCAUGCACGCAGCCAAGGCGAGUGGCAGCAAUGAGUGUCGCCCAGCGCGUAGCAGACGAAAUGGAUGUAGAAUUAGGCACCUAUUGCGGCUACAGCAUCCGUUUUGAGGACAGAACGAGCAAGGACACGCUGUUGAAGUACAUGACAGACGGUAUGUUGCUGAGGGAAGCCAUGACCGAGCCGACUUUGUCGCGGUAUAGUGUAAUCAUCUUAGAUGAGGCGCACGAACGAACGCUGGCGACUGACGUGUUGUUUGGCCUACUGAAGGAGAUCAUGAAAAACCGGGAAGACUUGAAGAUCGUGGUCAUGUCUGCGACGUUGGAUGCAGAGAAAAUGCAACUCUACUUCAACAACGCUCCAAUGAUCAACAUUCCUGGUAGGACCUUUCCAGUCGAAAUCUACUACACCCCAGAGCCUGAGAAGGAUUAUCUGCAAGCAGCUAUCAGAACAGUUUUGAUGAUCCACAACGAAGAACCUGAUGGCGACGUCUUGCUCUUUCUUACUGGUGAAGAGGAAAUCGAGUAUGCCUGUCGUACCUUGAUGAGCAGUGCGAGGAGUACAGACCCGAAAAUUGGUGAAUUGAGGGCGAUUGCGUUAUAUUCUAGUCUUCCACCGCACAUGCAACAGCGAAUUUUCGAGCCCGCACCGAAGCCAAGGAUCGCAGGGGGCCGACCUGGUAGGAAAAUCGUGGUGUCAACAAAUAUCGCAGAGACGUCAGUCACGAUUGAUGGAAUCGUGUACGUCGUGGAUCCGGGCUUGAGCAAACAGAAGGUAUUAUGAAGAUUUGUUUUGGAAUUGGAAACGAUCUUAAGCUCUGAUGAAGAUUGCUUCUUGUUCCCAAGAAUCUCACGCGGAGGUUCUCUCCUUAACUCUGUCAAGAAAGCGCUCCUCUCAAAUGAUGAAACUUUCCUAAAUCCUGACGACGUUUGUGGCUGUUCGCUCUCCACGGAGUGAGCGCUCACUUUCAUAUGGGUCGGAUAAAAACGUGUAAUUGAUACUGACUUCGACGCGUGUCUUGAUAUGUUCUUCCUAAGAAAGAUCUUUCUGCUUGCGCUCUCGAAUGAUGAAAACUUUGAAAAUCCUGACGACGGGUGUGGCCGUGCUCUGCUGUUAUGGUGUGAGCCGCUGUGCCCGUAUGGGUCGGAUAAAUACGUGUAAUUGAUACUGACUGCGCAUCGAUCUUCAAGGAGUUGCAAUCAAAAGAGAUCCACCACUUUCAGUAAAGCUCCAGCACUUCUACUCGUUUAUCAUUCAUUCUAUUGUUGAGUUGUUGUUGUUAUCUAGUGUGAUCACAUCGAAGCGCCCGGGUGAUCAAAUCGCCCGGGAAGGAAUACCUCAACCUCAUGUUCACUCACAAUAAAUGAUCUUCACAGGUCUUCAAUCCCCGUAUCAAAGUCGAGUCUCUUCUCGUUACCCCGAUAUCCCAAGCCUCCGCAUCACAGCGGUCUGGUCGUGCAGGCCGUACUAGACCUGGAAAGUGCUUUCGACUGUACACAGAGAACAGUUUUAAAGAAUUGCUGACGCCCCAGACGUAUCCUGAGAUUUUGCGAAGUAAUCUGUCGACUAUCGUUUUGACGCUAUUGAAGCUAGGGAUCCAAGACUUGGUCCACUUCGAUUUUCUGGACCCGCCAGCACCGGAAACGUUGAUGCGUACUUACUACUUUAGGUUUGGUUUUUUGAAGGAUUUGAUAUUCUUGUGUUGGCUUCUGUUUCGAAAAUAGCGACGUAUGAAUGAACUACUGUGUGUCAUUUCAUGUAGUUCUAGUGCUAGUCUCCCUGCACCAUGGCCAUUUCGAUAGUUUCUCCUAAAAAGCGAUUUAACAAGUACCAGUAGCAGUACGGCUAUGACCACGAUAGUAUACUGAUUUCGGGACUUGUUCGCGAUUAAAGUUCUUGACAUCCUCAUUUACCCAUACUGUAUUAUGCAAACCUAUCUUCAUCGUUGCAAUCACCAAAACAAACAGACGCCCUGAAUCAUCUUCGCAACCUGGGUGCCUUAUCCAACGAAAUGCAGAUGACGUCUAUUGGCCGAUUGAUGUCCGAGUUCCCUUUAGACGCCAACCACUCUCGCAUGCUCCUCUCCUCUCCGGGAUACCACUGCUCUCACGAGAUCAUCUCGAUUGUCGCGAUGUUGUCUGUGCCGCAAGUCUUCCACCGAGGUAAGGAGAAAGAGAAGCAAGAGGCGGAACGGGCGAAGCAACAGUUCGCUCACAUGGACGGAGACCAUCUACAACUCUUGCAAGUGUUUGACGAGUAUAGAAGACAGAAGGAGCUGUUGUACCAUAAUGAGGCUGUUGAGCAGUGGUGUCAGACGAACUACGUCAACAUGCGAUCGCUUCAGUCCGCAGAGUCUGUACGUGGCCAAUUGGCUUCGAUCAUGGAGAAAAACAGUGUACCAGUAGUUGGCGGCACAGUAGACCACCAGCGCGAUCCGCAAUACCACGCUCGUAUCCGAAAAGCCAUUCUAGCCGGCUGCUACACAAAUGUCGCGAGGUUACAAGCAGAUGGCAAGCAUAAGGACAAAUACUUGAAUGUGCAAGACAAUCAAGCAGCAGAGAUCCAUCCGAGCACGUGUUUGAAGCACAAGCCUGAGUGGAUCGUUUUUAAUGACAUAGUCUUGACACAAAAGAACUACGUCAGAACGGCGACGAAAAUUUUACCAGAAUGGUGCUUGGAGAUUUCCGAAGACUACUUUUCUGGAAAACUUCAGAAACUACCACAGAGCGUCGCUUUGCGUGAAUUAGAAGACCUGAAGAGAGUCGCUGGUGCGAUUCUUCAACAGCAAGCGCAACAAUACGAAGCCACUCUGGCAGCACAUCAGCAGAACUUAGCGAGUCAGCAAAUGCAACAGUUGCAGGCAGAGCAAGCGUUGGCCGGUGGUGCAGGAAUGAGCACGAUGCAGCAGCACAUGCAAGAGCAACAGUUGUUGCAGCAGAAGGCUGCUGUGGCUGGUGCAGGUGGAGAACAAACUGCAGCUGGCGGCUUAACAGCGGAACAAAAACAAAUGCUGCAUCAACGAGCAGUAGCUGCGAUGAUGGCAGCACAGCAACAGCAAGGAUAAGCCGAUGAAAAUCGAGACCAACUGGAACAAACAUAAUCACAACAUCAAUACGAUUCACAUUCACCGAGUACGACGUAAGAACGAUCGACCCGCCGGAGAACCCACUUACAUCAUUUUACUGCGAGUUCACCAUCGUCGAGCUCAACGAAGAUUACAAGAACAUCCUCCGCCACGACCUGAUCCCCACCCGCCCCACAUUUGUAGUGCCAUAGUCUUCCAAGAAAAUAAAAAUAACGUAACUCCGUCUCCGACCGCUGUGGUCAUCUUCUAUGGUCGUGUUCCUGAACUCGAC
Amoebophrya sp. A25 is the source of this 4402-nucleotide messenger RNA. The record is from the annotation of a GenBank genome assembly. Lineage: Eukaryota; Dinophyceae; Syndiniales; Amoebophryaceae.